This is a messenger RNA of Symbiodinium sp. CCMP2456, 196 nucleotides long. Lineage: Eukaryota; Dinophyceae; Suessiales; Symbiodiniaceae. The record is from the annotation of a GenBank genome assembly.
GCCGUGGCCCUGCUCACGAGCCAGAUGAUGGAGUUUAUCCGAGACGGCCUCUCCGUCUCGGCUUUGAUGGACCUUGGCAAGAAGCUGCUGGGGCGGCGGCAGGUCCUCCCGGGUGUCGAGAAGCUCAUUCCAGACGUUCAGGUCGAAGCGACUUUCCCCGACGGCACGAAGCUCCUGACGGUGCAUCAGCCCAUCU